Messenger RNA from Lampris incognitus (smalleye Pacific opah), 1979 nucleotides. It is a transcript of the gene plpp5, whose product is annotated as phospholipid phosphatase 5. Gene Ontology annotation, molecular function: phosphatidate phosphatase activity. Bases 219 to 1019 code for a protein of 266 amino acids. The transcript is spliced from 8 exons. Lineage: Eukaryota; Metazoa; Chordata; Actinopteri; Lampriformes; Lampridae. The record is from RefSeq and is a predicted model, not a curated record. Gene Ontology annotation, biological process: phospholipid metabolic process.
AUGUCUCGCUUCCUCCCUCGCAGCAUCUCGGUCUCGCCAAGUCGUCGUCCGAAGUAUUUCUGGGUUCCUGACGUUCAGGCCUCAUCCGAGUCGACAGCCCAAACAUGUGCAAGACGAGGUGAAGGAUGAAGGUUUGAAGUCAAUUUAACUCGCAAGGUAAGGUUGCUGGUGAGUUGACAAUGUUGGCUGUUGACUGAGGUCUUAUUCCAAGAAAGAAAAUGAAGAGGAGGUUGCUACGUGGCUUGCUAUCAGAAGUCUCCAUCCGAAUGGUGCUUCUGAUGGUGUUUCUUGUAACAGAGCAACUUCCCCCUUUCUACCGUGAAAUCCAGGCAGAGGAAAUGUGGUUGUACAAGUUCCAUCGUGUGGAGAGGGACCAUGUUCCCACCUCUCUCAUGUUUAGUGUGGCAUGUUUCACUCCAUUGAUAGUAAUCCUGCUGUUCACACUGCUGAAGAAGGCAGAGAGAGGAGAUCUGAAGGAAGCCUCGCUGGCUAUGACUCUGACACUGGUGCUGAAUGGAGUUUUCACCAAUGCCAUCAAGCUAGUUGUUGGCAGGCCACGACCAGACUUUUUCUACCGCUGUUUCCCAGAUGGGCAGAUGAACCUGGAGAUGCACUGCAGCGGAGACCCUGAUGUUGUCAUGGAGGGUAGAAAGAGCUUCCCCAGUGGCCACUCCUCCUUUGCGUUUGCAGGGCUGGGCUUCACAGCACUGUAUGUAGCGGGGAAGCUGCGGUGUUUUAGCACAGGUGGCCGCGGCAGGGCCUGGCGGUUGUGCGCCUUCCUCACCCCUUUACUCAUCGCAUCCAUGAUCGCCCUCUCUAGAACCUGUGACUACAAGCACCACUGGCAAGAUGUACUAGUGGGCUCUCUACUGGGUUUUGCAUUUGCCUGGUUGUGCUACAGACAACACUACCCUCCGCUAGAGGAGCCUGACUGCCACCGGCCUCUACGUCACAGAGAGGCUGUUCCUGCAGCACAAGAACGCAAGCUGGCCAACUCCAACUAUAUACUUCCUCUCUAGACUGUCUGUAAUACUGGAUAACUGUUUCUUGUUUGUGUAAUUUGGCAGGGGUCACUUAAUUAUUAAGCUAACAUAUCCCAUUUGAUGGAUGCUUUUAUCAAAAGCGCCUCACAGUACAAUCAGUGCAUAAAUAUUAAUCAGUCUAGUGCUGAAUUUUCCACAUUGUUUGUACAGUGCAUAUAGUACACAGCACUUCAGAUACACCCAGCAGUUGAUCAACUUAAAAAGCACUACACCAUUAGUUCACUGCCUGUAGGUUUAUGCCUCAAUUGUUGUAUAUAAACUCCCUAAUGGGAAGGUCAAAUUUCUAUGAAUUGAAAACAGGGUUGAAAGUGGGAGGAAAUUAGAUCUAGUUUGAUUUAUCCAGUAAAAAUUAACAUUUGCUAUCAAGCGAAUGCUCUAAGGCAUUUAUGUGGAAUAUUCAUAUCCUAAAGCAACCCCCUUGCUGACUGCCUUCUCAGCUGUAGUAAUAUGUGGAUAUGUGGAGUUGUUUAAUCACAAAGUUGCUAAUUAUCAUAUCCUUAGUAUCUGUAGUUUGCUCUUUGCUGCAUCUGUCUUGAGUGCUUUAAAUCUUUCUCUUUCUUCCUAUGGCAUGUUCUGAAUGUCAUCCUGUUUCCAUUUUCAAACUAAUGGAAAGAUGUUUUCUUGAAGGAUUGCAAACUAGACUUUUUCAAUAUCACAUCUACAUUGAGAAGUUCCGAUCUACCCAUCAUAGUUUCACAGUUUCUGCUGUACCUGCUCUUUUUGCUUUUGAUUUUUCAGUGACGGUGAUAAUCACAAUUCUGCACAAUCUAACUAGGCAGCAGAGCAUUUUAAUAAUGUAUCAAAUCAAUUUGAUUGUACCAGGAUAUAGGAUACAUGUAUUUCUACAUCAGUGGUCUCAGGUUUAGGCCUGGUUCUGUUACUGCAGACUAGCUUCUUCUAAUCCAUGCAGCCCUUUUUAAAGAGUUUAGGGGGUUA